Molecule: messenger RNA, 1496 nt
Organism: Mucor mucedo
Lineage: Eukaryota; Fungi; Mucoromycota; Mucoromycetes; Mucorales; Mucoraceae
Exons: 2
Coding region: 73-1284 (403 amino acids)
Source: RefSeq, a predicted model, not a curated record
UUUUUUUUUUCUUUCUUGUGCUUCUUCUUUUCUUUGUUUAUUUCUUCUGAUAUCGUUUUAACACAUAAUAGGAUGUCAUUUGUACAACAUGAUACAUUAUACGAUGUCGAAAGAAAGAGUUCAGCAGCGACAACGUUAUGUUCACCCUCUGUGCAAGGAUUUACAAAGGCUUCCACUGUUUCAUCCAGACGAUCCUCAUCCACACCUUUAGCAGAUCGGUUUAUGUCUUUUAACUAUGCUACAGAAGUUACAAACCAAGAAGAAAAGAUAAUAAUAGAGAUAGAAGCAGCAGAUAACACAACCCCUGAAUACAGCAGUCAAAAUGAUCGUCUAUUGCUUACACCACCUCCUCUUUUCUUGCCCUCACCAGAACCAAUUGAGUCAUCUAGUGUAGAAGAAGAGGAUGAAGAUCACUUACCUUUAAAAAAACCACCUCCUCGAAAGAAAAAAUCACCACACCAUUGUUGUUGCUCCAAAAACACGAGUUAUCCUUCCAAUAAAUGCAGUAAGACGCAUAAUCAUAUGUGGGAGGGUCAAGAACAAAAGAAAAAAAAGAACCCUAACAGAGUUCAGCCUGUAGUCAUGAAUAACACUACAGCGAUAGAGAUGGAAAAGGCAACAAUACAAGAGCCGCCACGUAAGUGGCUUCGAGGUGGUUGCUGUUUUGUCCGGAAAGAAGGUGGUCGAGGACACUGUUUCUUUUUUUGUGGAAGACGUGAAUGGGUGAUGAUUACUUUUAUAUCUGUAAUUCUUUCAUUUGUAUUAGCCUUUAUUUUUUGGCCGCGUAUACCAUUAAUACGAAUUGAAGGGGCCAUGAUGACUGUGCCAACCAAUAAGGUCACACAAACACAGCAUGGUACCGAGAGAAUGAUGAUGAGCAAUGUUGCAUUUGAAAGUGUCUGGCUAUUAAACAUCACCAUGGAUAACAGAAGAAAUUAUCUUUCAACAAGAUUCAAUCGCAUACAGAUCAUUGCCAAGGACGCAUUGACAGGACUAUUGAUUGGCAAGGGACAACCCGAUGGUAAUAGUGAUAUUUACAUACCCGGACAGACUAUAUCAACUAUUCAAUUACCCAUUUCUGUCAAUUAUCAAGCCAGAGAUCGAUCGGAUACUACCUUUUCGAACCUUUUAAGGGCUUGUACAAACACAACAGAGAUACAACAACAUCAUUCACUUUCGAUACAAUUUUGGUUCACUUUAUAUAUAUUUGGUUUAGACUGGCUUGGUUAUAAGCCAUCUGUAAUUGCUACACCCGCUACCGGAGGCUUCUUUUGUCCUUCCUAAUAAAAAUAAUUAUUAUUAUUUUUUUCUUGUAUUAUUAGAAAAUUUGAUUGUCAUAGGUUGAUUGUUUGUCUCCCCUCAUUUAAGCUUUUUUUAGUGGGGGUCCCUUUCCCUUCCUUUUUUAUUUUAGGUGGAAAAGUAAAAAAAAUGCUAUUUUUUAGUCUUUUUGUUUAUAUUCUUUUCUUCUUCCUUUUAUUUUUUUUAUUGGCAAUGAU